AUUGGCUGGCGGAUUGCUCCUGCCGAAGAGCUCUGACGUUCGGGAUGACGAAAGAGCCGUGAUUAACUGAAUAGUCGACCCCGACAGUCAAACCUCUCACCCAACAGUCCUCACCACACCCAAUUGAUCAUCCACACAUCAAUUCCAGCCACCAUGAACUCGACCAUUCUCCGUACCACUGUAGCACGCUCUGUGCUCCGCGCUGCCACUAAGAGCUCUGCUCGCGCCGGCGUCGCAACCACCUUUGUGCGUGGAAAGGCUACUCUGCCCGACCUUGCCUACGACUACGGCGCCCUCGAACCCAACAUCUCCGGCAAGAUCAUGGAGCUCCACCACAAGAACCACCACAACACCUACGUGACUUCAUACAACAACUUCAGCGAGCAGAUCGCCGAGGCCAAGGCCAAGAACGAUAUCAAGGCUCAGAUUGCUCUGCAGCCCAUGAUCAACUUCCACGGUGGAGGUCACGUCAACCACUCUCUUUUCUGGGAGAACCUGGCACCUACCUCGCAGGGUGGUGGUGAGCCUCCAUCCGGCGCUCUUGCUGCGGCCAUCAACGACUCCUACGGUGGUCUCGACCAAUUCAAGGAGAAGUUCAACACCGCAUUGGCUGGCAUUCAGGGAUCCGGAUGGGCGUGGUUGGUUCAGGACACACAGACUGGUGCCAUUCAAAUCAAGACAUACGCGAACCAGGACCCCGUUGUAGGACAGUUCAAGCCAAUCCUUGGUGUUGAUGCGUGGGAGCACGCCUACUACCUUGACUACCAGAACCGCAAGGCGGAGUACUUUAAGGCUAUUUGGAACGUCAUCAACUGGAAGGCGGCUGAGAAGAGAUUCCAGUAAAUGACUAGACGACUGUAGGAUAGAUGACGCAAUUGAAUAGCAAUUUCAAGCGAACAAUGCCGUGUAGCCUUGCACCCUUUGACAAUUGGCCUCCGCGUCGAACAUCGAUCUGUCUGAAUAGCGUGUGUUCAAAAGCCUAUCCGUCAUGGCCACUGUAUGCCGACGCCUUAUACUGUCACAAAUAUUACAACUUCUACGCGAUAUUCGAUGACCAGUC
Messenger RNA from Didymella exigua CBS 183.55, 1060 nucleotides. RefSeq names its product manganese and iron superoxide dismutase. The record is from RefSeq and is a predicted model, not a curated record. The transcript is spliced from 2 exons. Bases 154 to 843 code for a protein of 229 amino acids. Gene Ontology annotation, molecular function: superoxide dismutase activity; metal ion binding. Gene Ontology annotation, cellular component: mitochondrion. Lineage: Eukaryota; Fungi; Ascomycota; Dothideomycetes; Pleosporales; Didymellaceae. Gene Ontology annotation, biological process: superoxide metabolic process.